Molecule: messenger RNA, 506 nt
Organism: Triplophysa dalaica
Lineage: Eukaryota; Metazoa; Chordata; Actinopteri; Cypriniformes; Nemacheilidae
Gene: sst2
Product: somatostatin 2
Exons: 2
Coding region: 58-381 (107 amino acids)
Biological process (GO): regulation of cell migration
Cellular component (GO): extracellular region
Molecular function (GO): hormone activity
Source: RefSeq, a predicted model, not a curated record
UGCAUCCUAAAGGCUUGAACCAAGUUUGAAUAAGCCAAGUUCUUCAAGACAGCACAGAUGGCCUCCUCUCAACUUCAUCUCACUCUCUCCCUGCUCUGUUUGGCCAUGACAGCUGGCAUCAUAUCAUGCGGCCGGUCUCAUAUGGUUCUGAACCCUGCUCUAGAAGAAUCUCGAGGCACAGCAGCAGAUGAAGAGAUGACUGAGAGAUACACCCUUCCAGAGCUCCAGUGGCUACUCAGUAACUCUGAUCCGGCAGUCAUCCAGUCUGACAGUCAAUCUCUAGGGUUAUUACAGAAUGGCCUGGACCUGAUGAGAAGAGACAAUGGAGACAAAAAGCCAGGCUGCAAGAAUUACUUCUGGAAAUCCAGAACAGCAUGCUAACCAAAGGCAACCGUCAGAUCUAAACCUAGGCCUCUUCCAAAAUUGACACGCUGCCGGUCAUAUUCUUAUUGGCUUUGAAUCAAUGAAAUGCCUCAGUAAAUAAAAUAUUUUCUGUCACUAUUGUA